Messenger RNA from Athalia rosae (coleseed sawfly), 1275 nucleotides. It is a transcript of the gene PGAP2, whose product is annotated as post-GPI attachment to proteins factor 2. NCBI's taxonomy places the organism in Eukaryota, Metazoa, Arthropoda, Insecta, Hymenoptera, Athaliidae. Bases 273 to 1052 code for a protein of 259 amino acids. Gene Ontology annotation, cellular component: endoplasmic reticulum membrane; Golgi membrane. The transcript is spliced from 5 exons. Gene Ontology annotation, biological process: GPI anchor biosynthetic process. The record is from RefSeq and is a predicted model, not a curated record.
ACUGAAGUUAUCUGUAAGCCCGCGGCCUUUUAAUUCAAGAUGUCGACCUCCAGCAGACGCUUUGUUGUGUAGCAGACAGGUAGCAAAAAAUGUGAUUGUCAGUCUGAUAAUGAUUUAUCGAAAGUAUAUUUAUCGAAUAUUGUUGAAACAGUUCGGGGUUAUAAGCGCAAAAUGAUAUUUUUAUACUCAGUGAGUGGCGAAAAUUCACACAUGGUGAGAAACGUCCGUUAAAAUGCUGUCCCAUUUGAUGCUCCUCUAUUGCCCAGGCGAAUAUGGAGAAAUCUAGAUUCGGUUCAGAUUAUAUUCCUCUGGUAAAAGAGGAGGCUGUGAGGUGCCGUCUACUGAUACCUUUUUCAAAAAUUGCUUGGUUCACUGUUUCUCUACCCUUAUUUGGGUUUAUAUUUUGUAUCGUAUGGUCUGUCCUCUACAAUUUUACAGCCGCUACUUACACUCACUGCAAGGUUGAUAAUUUUCUACCUUCCAUAUCAGCUGCUAUCGGUCAUUACCGACCUCAGAAGGAUAUAUGGAAGGCAGCUAUUGCAACUCAAUCUUUCACUAGGAUACUAGUGUUAAUAAUGUACUAUCGACAUUACAAAGAAACGCUUUAUAAAUGGGCCUAUGGAAUAGGCAAUUUUGUCCUGUUCACUUACACUAUUGAAAACACGGCCCUCGUAACCCUAAGUUUUUGGUCUUCCAUCGAGAACUACGCUCUUCACAAAUUAUCAUUCAUUACCUUCCUGGUGAUGUCUUUACUGCACAUGUUGCUAUCUAGCAUUGUAGUGAGGAAUUGUCGUAGUCCGGCAAAGGAUACAAUUGAGGAAAACUCGUUUCAGUGGAAACGGCGUAUGCUAAUUGGAAAUGUUUCCUCAAUCUUAUUAGCUACCUAUUUUUUCUACAGGCAUAACACGUACUGUGAAAGUAACGUAUAUUCUCUUUUUGCAUUGGCCGAAUACAUGGUAGUUUUGACUAACAUGGGGUUCCACAUGACUGCCGCGUGGGAUUUUGCCGGACGGAGUCUAUUAGUAUCUUGUAAGGGGUUGAGAAUAAUUUAGGUUUGAUUCAAAUCAGUGAAUAUGCUCAUUCAUAUGGCAUUGAAAACAGGAAGUUCUUGUAAAAUACCAGUGGUCUGAUAUCAGAAUUCUCAUAAUAACGAAAUUUGUACGCUUCCGUUCAUACCUAUUUAUAUUGUACAUAUUGUAAAUAAGAUUUAUUUUUUGAGAAAACAGACUAAGGCACGCAAUGUUAUUGUUACCAGAAAUAAAUGAACUCAUUUUA